Gasterosteus aculeatus aculeatus (three-spined stickleback) is the source of this 1131-nucleotide messenger RNA. NCBI's taxonomy places the organism in Eukaryota, Metazoa, Chordata, Actinopteri, Perciformes, Gasterosteidae. The record is from RefSeq and is a predicted model, not a curated record.
UAGAAACAGUUAUCAACAAAACACAAGCAAACGUUUAUGCGUAAAGGUUGAUACGAAGCGAGCGUCAUUUAAGAAUUGAGUGUGAGCUAAAAACAUGUCGGUACCUUUCUGCAAAACUCACCUGCGGAUCCCGCGAGGGUUCGGGUCCAUCCUGGAGGGCUUGGCCCGGGAAGUCCUGCGAGACCAGCCUAAAGACAUUCCCAAAUAUGCUGCACAGUAUUUCGAUGCUCUUCUCAAGCAAAGAGAAGACAGUGGGAUGGACCCAGCUGAGUGGGCAGCUAAACUUGAAGACAUGUACCACAACAAUGCAUUUAAGGCUCCUGAGGCUAUUCCUGAAAAAUAUCCUGCAACAGAAGUGACGGUGUCCAACGAGCAAUCAAAGGUUCACCAAACGGAAGAUGAAUACAGUUUGGGAGAAACCUUCGAUCUUUCCACUACGCACGUCAGAAGCUCUGAGGAAGUUGAUUUAUCUGCAAGCACAGAAGAAUAUGAGGAAAAAGAUGACAUCGCGGAGAAAGGCAUUAUUUUACCGGAAAAGGGAAUUUCAGAAGAGGAAACAGUCAUUAUGCUCCCAGCUUUAGAUGUACAGCCAGAUUGUUUGAACAGAAUAGAAGAAAAGGACCCAACAACUAAUACGUUUGAUCAAGUUGACAGGGCAGCUAAUGGAAAAGAUAGCAGCUUGGCUUCCGACCAAGAUAUGCCCCAGUCUGAGUUAGAGCCCACUGACGUGUUAUCAUUCAGAGCGAUUAUGAACGUAGAUGUGUGUGCUCAGGAGUUGGCAGAAGAUGAAGGCGGUGAUCAACAAGAGACUGCAGUCACCUCGAUUAUCUUUUUCAAAGAAUAAGAAGGUUUUCUUUUCACCGCUUCAAACAUUUUCUAUAAAUCUGAUCUUCCGGAAGUAGGCAUGCAGUGAUUCAACUUUUUUUCCAGAUGCAUUUGGUAGAGCUUUACUUCAUGAGACAUUGCUUCAUAUGUGCUGUUGUUAUGUUCGACUUGUUUGACAUGUUGAAUCAGGUAUUUGAAAUCAUUUUAUCAAAGUCGACCCAGCUGUCUUUCUUGAAAACUAUUUUAUUAGUACUGAACUUUGCUGUGGAGUCCUGUCAUUACACAAAUAAAUCCACCUGAAAAAUA